GGCGUCUGAUUGGCUGGGAUUAUUUCCCGAAGCAGGUGGCAUGAUGGCUUCUAUUUAUGAAUAUUCAUUUGCUCGUUUGCCCACGCACGCGUGCUUGUGUCAUGGUUAGAGAAUGUGAGCUGAGUUGGUGCAAUUAGAGAUUGAACACUAAUUUCGGGAGCCCCUCCCCGGUUCAUUUGUGCACUCGUGGGGGUACUCGCGGUCAACUGGAUCUUAUUACGCUUGAAGAACCGGACAAACAGGUCGAGCAGUUUAUCUUCUCUAUUUAAAGCGUGGUGCUAAAAAGCCGAACGUCAAACAACCAUUUAGCGGGCAACCGAGCAACCUCGCCCGCCUCACAGCGCACUUUCGUCGGAUUCGCAACCCGGAAAUUAACGUUAACUUUUUCGGGGGUACUAGCUUAAAAGCUAAAAUGAUGCAACAAAUCCCGGAGACGCCCGCUCAGAAGAAUUCUCUUUUUAACGCCAUGAAUCGCUUCCUCGGGGCGGUGAACAACAUGGACCAGACGGUCAUGGUGCCCAGCCUGCUGCGGGACGUGCCGCUGGGCGACGACGCCGAGAUGUGCGGUCACAAAUCGGACGUGGACGAGGGAGACGCGGAUAUGUACAGCUACUACCAGCUGCUCAAGUCCAUUCGGAGGGACAUCGAAUGGGGGCUGAGGGUCUCCCCCGUCGUCGAGGAGACGCCGCCCAGGCUCACUCGCAUCAACUCCAACGCCUCCUUCGCUUCAUCCGUGUCUUCAACUUCGUCAGACGAGGACUAUGAAGAAGACGAGGACCUGCAGAAGCAGUUCCAGUACCACCUCGCCGGUCUCCAAGGAGUUCUGAGCAAGCUCACCAUGCAGGCCAACUCCCUCACCAAGCGUUACAAUCAGUCCAUUGGACUCUAAACAGCAGACUUUGGCUUCUCGGGGCCAUUUCUGGUCCUUUGAGGGCCACCACUGAACAAAUGUUUGCCAUAUAUUUGUGGGGCUUUUCCUCUUUAGGGUUUAGACUUGCAGCACCUAAAGUCCCAUCAUUGUUGUCAUAUUAACUCUAAAAGUGGCUGAAGUGAAGUUUAAAAUGGAUGAGAAAAUGGCGGCAUCCCUACUUAUUACAGUGGGUGACGGUUAGGGAAUGUAUUGAAAGUGAAUGAGACUCAAUGCUUUGAUAAUUCCUUUUUUUUGUUGUUGUUUUUGCACUCGUGGGCGUUGAGUUUUUUGCUUGGAACUGCAGGUACAAACAUAUUUAAAAGCUUAUUUAAUGUAAUUUAUUACCUCAGGGCAUGUAUGAAUGUUUCUAGCAAAUGGAGAGGAUGUGGUAUGAAUUGGCCAUUUGAAAGUUAUUUCAUGUGCGCUUAGGAUCGUGCAACUUCUUGUCUUUAAUAAUGAAAGGGAAGGAGGCAGUUGCUUCAACUGUCAGUGAUUUCUCAUGUCUCGCUUUGGUCAAAGAACUGGAAUCAUCUGAUUGUUCGGCUCUCGAGAAUGAUGACGAAUUCCACGAGAUCGCUGUGAAUGUUGGAAAAUCUUUUGACUGUGCCUAAAAAGAUGCAUUUCUUUGCACCGUUUUUCUACUGAUGUUUUAUAUGUGAGAAUAAACUUUUGUAUGAA
Molecule: messenger RNA, 1588 nt
Organism: Corythoichthys intestinalis (scribbled pipefish)
Lineage: Eukaryota; Metazoa; Chordata; Actinopteri; Syngnathiformes; Syngnathidae
Product: mid1-interacting protein 1-B-like
Exons: 2
Coding region: 413-889 (158 amino acids)
Biological process (GO): regulation of lipid biosynthetic process
Cellular component (GO): cytosol
Source: RefSeq, a predicted model, not a curated record